UGACGAACUUUUUUUUUUUUAAAGGCCAUUUCACAUUGGAAUCCUUCCGCUGGAGACAAAGAACGACGGAACAGGUGGAUGAAUAUCUCAAAAUGACGAGUGGUCUUUGUGCUAGCUAACGGAAGCGGAUUUGUGGAUCACAACAAAACUUUUUCGUGACAGAACUUCGACGUCUACAAUGGAAGACUCCAUUGAGGUGAUUCUGCAGGACUAUGGCGGCGACCUUCACACCAACAGAACCAAUCCUGUACUGUCGGCCUGCACAGGCGCUCUGCUCGCAGGCCUUUAUGGAGUCUGGCGUCUCUUUACAAUGCCUGGCUUUCGUAAAAUCCCACGGAGCCUCAAGGUCCCCUAUUUGCCCUCCAGUAAACAGCAGACACUGAACACUAUGAAGCUGCUUGAGGGACGAACAGGUCGCCUGGCAGAUCUGGGAUCGGGAGACGGAAGACUGGUGUUUGCGGCCUCUUCCGCCGGUUUCCAGUGCACGGGGUUUGAGAUUAACUCCAUAUUAGUGGCCUACACCAGGGGCAAGGCCCUCUGGACAGGCGUGCCCUCCGGCCGAGCAACCUUUGUCAAAAAGGACUUCUGGAAGACUGAUUUGUCUUCGUACGACAACGUGACGGCUUUCCUUGCACCAGGAGUGAUGGAGGUUCUGGGUGAGAAGCUGUUGAAAGAGCUUCCGGAUGACGCGCGUGUCAUCGCCUGUCGUUUUCCUUUCCCCGACUGGCCUCACCGGUCGUCUGUCGGCUCCGGUCUCGACCAGACUUUUUCCUAUGACAUCGGCACGGUGCGCUCACACCUGAGAAACGUAUCAUAAGAUUAAGAUAAGAUAUAUUACAGCAUUACAGCAGCAAGUGGACAGAAGAAUAUAGAAAGAAAUUUGAAAAAAGCAAUAGCUAUGUACAAAAUAUAUAAAUAUAUAAAAUAUAAAAAUAUGUAUAAAUACUACAUACAUACACACAGGUGUGACAAGUGGCAGUCUCUGGGUUACUUUGUUAUCCUGAUGUGACGUUUUCGAAAGCACUAAACCCUCCAGACACAAAAAUUGCUCAGUCAUUUAGAAGCACUGAUCAAGAGUGAUGCUGUUGAAAGACGUUGCUGGGAUGAAUGUGACUCUGAUUAAACAAAGUGCAGGGAUGAUUUCUACAGCACUUAGCCCCACGGUACAGUACUUGCUUGGUCUUGACUGAAAAAGUAUUUGCCGUAUUUCUGACAGUUUUGUUGUAGUGCCAUCAUCCGCUGAUGUCUACAUGGCUUUGUAAGAACCCUUCCACUAAACAUUAACAGUAACGCUAAUAAACAUCUGUAGUAGUUUGCUACGGGGACAAUUGAGAA
Molecule: messenger RNA, 1335 nt
Organism: Scophthalmus maximus (turbot)
Lineage: Eukaryota; Metazoa; Chordata; Actinopteri; Pleuronectiformes; Scophthalmidae
Exons: 6
Coding region: 179-817 (212 amino acids)
Biological process (GO): regulation of mitochondrial ATP synthesis coupled proton transport; positive regulation of proton-transporting ATP synthase activity, rotational mechanism; peptidyl-lysine trimethylation
Cellular component (GO): mitochondrion
Molecular function (GO): protein-lysine N-methyltransferase activity
Source: RefSeq, a predicted model, not a curated record